Raphanus sativus (radish) is the source of this 3265-nucleotide messenger RNA. RefSeq names its product pentatricopeptide repeat-containing protein At5g65560. The record is from RefSeq and is a predicted model, not a curated record. Bases 86 to 2818 code for a protein of 910 amino acids. Gene Ontology annotation, molecular function: protein binding. NCBI's taxonomy places the organism in Eukaryota, Viridiplantae, Streptophyta, Magnoliopsida, Brassicales, Brassicaceae. The transcript has 2 exons.
AUUCUGGUUCUGGACAGAGGAUGCCGUCGCCGUUCUGCAAAAUCUCUUCAUUUCUUCAUCACCGGACCGAUCCAAACACGGAUCGAUGAUCCGUCGAAUACAACCAAACCGUGACGCAACCUUCCCCGGUUCGGUAUCCUCCGUAGUCACGAGAGUCUCCAAAGAUGUUCACCGGACGUUUUGCUCCGUUUCCCCGCUCAUACGCACGCCUGAACAAUCCGACCCGAACAGCAGCAUCCCUCACCGUCUCCUGUCGAUCCUCACCAAACCCAACUGGCACAAGUCUCCGUCUUUAAAACAAAUGCUCCCGUCGAUACGCCCUUCCCACGUCUCCUCCCUCUUCUCCCUCGAUCUAGAUCCCAAAACGGCUCUCAACUUCUCCCACUGGAUCUCGCAGAGCCCCAGGUUCAAGCACAGCGUCUACUCCUACGCGUCUCUCCUCUCCCUCCUCGCGAACAGCAACAACGGGUACGCGGCGGUCGCGUUCAAGAUCAGGUCCCUGAUGAUAAAGCGAUGCGAAUCGGCUGGAGAUGCUCUGUUCGUUUUGGACAUAUGCAGGAAGAUGAAUAAAGACGGAAGCUUUAUUGUUAAGCUUAGGGUUGAGUGUUACAACACGCUGUUGAAUUCGUUGGCUAGAUUCGGAUUGGUUGAUGAAAUGGAGAAGCUUUAUACGGAGAUGAUGUCGGAGGAGGAAGGUGAGGUUUCUCCGAACGUUUACACUUAUAACAAGAUGGUUUUUGGGUACUGCAAGAUUGGGAAUGUGGUCAAGGCGAAGGAGUAUGUGAGUAAGAUCGUUGAAGCUGGUUUGGAACCUGAUUUUUUCACUGAUACCUCUUUGGUGAUGGGUUACUGUCGGAGUAAGGAUUUGGAUUCUGCUUUUAAGGUUUUCGAGGAGAUGGCUUCGAAAGGUUUCAGGAGGAACGAGGUCGCGUACACUCACCUUAUACACGGUCUUUGCGUAGCGAGGAAGGUCGACGAAGCGAUGGAGCUCUUUGCGAGAAUGAAGGAGGAUGAUGAUGAUAAUAACUGUCGUCCGACGGUUCGGACUUAUACUGUGCUUAUAAACGCGUUGUGUGGAUCGAAACGGAAGUCAGAAGCUCUUGACCUGCGUAAGGAGAUGUCGGAGAGAGGUAUUACUCCGAAUAUUCACACUUACACGGUGCUUAUCAGCAGUUCGUGUGGUGAGUGUAAGUUCGAGGAAGCGAGGGAGUUGCUUGGCGAUAUGGUGGAGAAAGGGUUGAUGCCGAACGUGGUCACUUACAAUGCGCUGAUCAAUGGGUACUGUGAGCAGGGGAGGAUGGAAGACGCGCUAGACGUUGUGGAGUUGAUGGAGUCGCGUAACGUCAGUCCGAAUACGCGCACUUACAAUGAGUUGAUACACGGGUUUGGUAAGAAGAACGUGCACAAAGCGAUGGGGGUGUUUCAUAAGAUGAUUGAGCGUAGAGUGGCUCCUAGCGUUGUCACUUACAACUCGUUGAUCGAUGGACAGUGUAGAUCCGGUAAUUUCGAUAGUGCGUAUAGAUUGCUUAGUUUGAUGAAGGGUAGAGGAUUGGUUCCGGAUCAGUGGACGUAUAAUAGUUUCAUAGAUUCUUUGUGUAAAAGAAAAAGAGUAGAAGAAGCUCGCCAACUGUUUGAUUCUCUCGAAGGGGAAGGUGUGGUAGAUGCAAACGUGGUGAUGUACACUGCAUUGAUCGAUGGAUACUGCAAGUCUGAUAAACUAGAAGAAGCUAAACUGAUCCUCGAGAAAAUGCUGAGCAGGAGUUGCUUGCCGAACACGUCGACUUUCAACGCCCUGAUUCACGGCUUAUGCACCGAUGAAAAAUUAAGCGAAGCGAUGUUGUUAGAGAAGAAAAUGGUGGAGAAGGGUCUGCAGACUACAGUCAUUACGGAUACGAUCUUGAUCCAUAGAAUGCUGAAGGAAGGGGAGUUUGAUCACGCUGAGAGACGUUUCCAGGAGAUGUUGUUAUCUGGGACGACAAAGCCUGAUGCGCAUACUUACACAGCGUUCAUUCAAAGCUACUGUAGCGCGGGGAAGCUGAAAGAAGCUGAGGAUAUGAUGGCGAAGAUGAAGGAAGAUGGUGUUUACCCUGAUUCCAUCACGUACUCGUCUCUGAUUAAAGGUUACGGCGAUCAAGGGCUGACAGAUUCUGCGUUUGAUGUCCUCAAGCGUAUGACUGAUGAUGGUUGUGAGCCUUCUCAUCAUACGUUUUUGUCUCUGAUUAAACAUCUUGUAGAGAUGAAACAUGGGAAAGAGAACGAUCUCUGUCUGACGUCUAAUGUGAUUGAGUUUGACAUUGUUGUCGAGCUUCUUGACAAAAUGGUAGAGCACGGUGUUACUCCCAACGCCAGAUCCUAUGAAAUGCUGAUCAAAGGGAUCUGCGAGGCCGGGAACCUCAGAGUUGCGGAAAAGGUGCUUGAGCGCAUGCAAGAGGAGGAAGGAAUAUCAUCACCGAGUGAGUCUGUUUUCAAUGCUCUGCUUAGCUGUUGCUGCAAACUGGAAAUGUACAAGGAAGCAGCGAAGGUGGUAGAUGAAAUGAUCUGCGUUGGUCAGCUACCGCAACUAGAGUCUUGCAAAAUCUUGAUAUGUGGGCUGUAUAAAAAGGGAGAAAACGAGAGAGGGGUUUGGGUUUUCAAGAAUUUGCUUCGGUGUGGUUAUUAUCAUGAUGAAAUAGCUUGGAAGAUCGUUGUUGAUGGUGUUGGGAAGCAGGGACUGGUGGAGGCGUUUAAUGAACUGUUCACCGUCAUGGAGGAAAGUGGCUGCAAGUUCAGCUCUCAUACAUAUGCGCUGCUAAGGGAAGGACCUCCUAAUAGCACGUAAGGGGUUAUUGUUAAGAGGCUAGUUGCAAAACUUGACCUGAACUCAUGCAAGUAGCUUCGUUUUCCUGUCAUAGUGCCACUGACUAUACAAUAAGGGUCUAAACCAUGAUCCAGGCUUUUAUUCCCGAAAAUCCUGAAUCUUUGAGACAACUGGGGAGUGAAUGUACAGUGAAAGGCUCACUAGCUCACUGCAAUGAAGAGAAGGCAUAAACACAGGACAAACCGUUGAAGCAACCGCUACAAGUUUGACAUGUACUUCUGCCGCGCAGUUGAACCAUUGAUUCUGCAGGGUGUAUCAAGAGUUUGAAAAUAGACCAAAGUUGGCUUUGUUGUUUGAAGAUGUCCGAGGAAGUAGUAGGAUGUCGGGACUUAGGACCAGUUUUUGUUCAGCUGAGGAAAAUUGUUUUCUUUUGGUUUACGAAUAAUAAAUAACAAAAGGUUUUCUGUG